AUGGUAGCUAGUGGUCACAAGUUACUAUGCACACAGAAGAUUACAAAUCUUCGCAUCAGAUUGGGAGAUGGUUAUGAGCUCCAGGAUGAGUUCUAUGUUGUGAACAUGGGUGAUUAUGACAUUGUCUUAGGGAUGACUUGGAUGGCAUCAUUGAGAGAAUUUACUCUCAACAUGGAGAGAGUAGAGAUGAGGUUGUGUGGCAUAGAUCUUACACCCAGCACUAGUUAUCAUCCACAGACAGAUGGGCAGAUAGAUAUUGUGAAUAAAUGGGUGGAGGGAUAUUUGAGGAACUAUGUGACUACACAGCAGAGGGCUUGGGUUAGAUGGUUGCAUAUGGGAGAGUAUUGUUACAAUACUACAUAUCAUAUGUCCAUCAAGAUGACACCCUUCAUGGCACUUUAUGGUUAUGAAGCACCAAGCUUCAUGGAUUUGGUUUUGGGAGACAGCAGGGUGCCCAAAGCCAAAGACUCAUUGCAAGAUAGUCAGGAUAUCCUGAGAGCGCUCAAGGAGAACAUACAGCAGGCUCAGAAUCAGUAG
Messenger RNA from Cryptomeria japonica (Japanese cedar), 537 nucleotides. RefSeq lists its product as uncharacterized. NCBI's taxonomy places the organism in Eukaryota, Viridiplantae, Streptophyta, Pinopsida, Cupressales, Cupressaceae. The transcript has 2 exons. Gene Ontology annotation, molecular function: nucleic acid binding. The record is from RefSeq and is a predicted model, not a curated record. Bases 1 to 537 code for a protein of 178 amino acids.